Molecule: messenger RNA, 2384 nt
Organism: Branchiostoma floridae (Florida lancelet)
Lineage: Eukaryota; Metazoa; Chordata; Leptocardii; Amphioxiformes; Branchiostomatidae
Product: zinc finger protein OZF-like
Exons: 2
Coding region: 263-1690 (475 amino acids)
Biological process (GO): regulation of transcription by RNA polymerase II
Cellular component (GO): nucleus
Molecular function (GO): DNA-binding transcription factor activity, RNA polymerase II-specific; RNA polymerase II transcription regulatory region sequence-specific DNA binding
Source: RefSeq, a predicted model, not a curated record
AUUUUUGAGGUGGCGGUAUUAUGAAGAGUUGAACAAUGAAAGCAAGCAACAUACUUCCGAUGAAAUAAAAUGCCAGAGCAGAGGAAAACUUUCAAGAUUUCGGGUAAUCAGGUAAGUUACCUUUGACCUUCGACCCUUCACCACGGAAAGGUCAGUUCCCUACAUCAGUUUUUGGUCGGCGUAUCAUCACAUUUUCUUUCCAUCGUUAUUCUAAAGACAGUUAGACACUUUAGCAAUAAGGAAACACCGUAAACCGACAGCAAUGGACGAGAGAAACAGCGAGAUUGUGGUGGAAGAGUUGAAAACUGUUCGCCCAGGGAACGAGACGCAUGUCAGUGAGAAGUUAGACACGGAAAGGCAGCAGGGCAAGGAAGAGGGCUUUCCAUGUGAGGAAAAAAGCGCAGUAAAUUCUGACCAUACCUCCACAAAGGGUUGUACAGAGCAGGGUUAUACAGCGCUACCAGUAAAACGUACUGUGGACGAUCGCUUCAUAUGUACGGAGUGUGACUAUAGGGCAGCAUCAAAGGGGAGUCUAGUAAUACACACAAGGAAACAUACAGGCGAGAAACCCUUUGCUUGUACAGAUUGCAAUUAUAGGGCAGCCUCUAAGGUUGCUUUAUCACAGCAUAUAAGAAUACAUACAGGUGAGAAACCCUAUAAAUGUGACCAGUGCGAAUAUUCCUCUGCACGGAAAGGUGAUUUAGACAAACACAUGGCUAAACACACCGGAGAAAAACCGUACAUGUGUGGAGAGUGCGGGUACAAGACUGCGAGCAGAUCUCGGCUUAACGAACAUGCUAGAAUCCAUACAGGUGUGAAACCCUAUAAAUGUGACCAGUGUGGUGGUUCUUUUGCACGGAAGAGUGUUUUAGACCAGCACAUGCUACUACACACUGGGGACAAACCCUACAUGUGUGGAGAAUGUGGGUACAGGACAGCUCGUAAGGCCAACCUAACCCAGCAUAUGACAAAACAUACCGGUGUCAAACCCUUCAAGUGUGACCAGUGUGACUAUUCUGCUGCACAGAAAAGCGACUUAGACCAACACAUGACAAGGCACACCGGGGACAAACCCUACAUGUGUGAAAAAUGCGGAUACAGGACGGCAACCAGGUCUAGUCUAUCCGUACAUAAGAGGACCCAUACAGGUGUAAAACCUUAUAAAUGUGACCAGUGUGACUAUUCUGCUGCACAGAAAAGCGGCUUAGACCAGCACAUGCUACUACACACAGGAGAAAAACCCUACAUGUGUGAAAAAUGUGGAUACAGAACGGCUUAUAGGACCAGUCUAUCCCAACAUAUGAGUAAGCACACAGAUGCGAAACCCUUCAAGUGUGACCAGUGUGACUAUUCCGCUGCACGGAAAGGAACGUUAGACCGACACAUGCGACAACACACUGGAGAGAAAUGCUACGUGUGUGAAGACUGUGGGUACAGGACGGCAUUAAGGUUUUAUCUAACCGUACAUAUGAGAACACAUACAGGUGACAAACCUUUCAAGUGUGACCAGUGCGACUAUGCUUCUGCACAGAAAGGCGACGUAAAGCGACACAAGGCUACGCACACUGGAGUAAAACAGCACCUGUGUAGAGAAUGUGGGUUCAGGACGGCUGAUAAGUCCAGCCUAUCCCGACAUAUCAAGAGAAAACAUGGUCUGCCUAAACACCUCAAAGAACCUCAAACCACCUAAAAUGUCCUCAAAUGACUCUAAUGUGUAGUAUACAUGGGUCAACAACCAUGUAUGGUGCUCUGGAUACAUUGUUUAUGCAUUUAUGAAUAAAGAAAUGCAGCAAGAACUUCUUUAGUAUUUAUCAGUUAUUUUGCGUUUAUCAGCUGGUUUCAAGAUGACUGAUCGAAGCAAUUUCAGUAAAAAGUGCAGUAUACCUGUAAAUAUUAUUUCUGUAAUAACAAAUUUAUACUAAUAUCCGUAGCUGAAAAUGUUAGUCUACAAGUAGCCCAAUGUUAAGAUAAGUCACAUCUUAUUUGACUGUAUACUUUCUCAAUUUUUGUUACAUUAUAUUGAUAAGCUGUUAGGUUAUAUUGACAUUAUGUAUUAGUAUUAAUUUACUUCAUUAGUAUUAUUUUAGAUUUACAUCUAAUACAAAAUUAAACCAACUGUUCCUUCGAUUUAACUUACAGGGCAACAGGGUUGUUUGAGAUCCCCUCUUGUGCUGUUAUGCAUACCAUCUAUAUGCAUAUAUGACCUCCUUCGGUCAAUAUUAACCAUGGUAAAAUCCUAAUUGAUAUCAGCCCUACAGUGUUGGCUGUGGCUAAACAGUCCUAUACGAGAAUGCCUGCCUCUGCCAUACAGGGAGUAGACAUAGCAUUGAUCCCAUGUAUUGCAAAUUGAGGUGAAAUAAAAACAGUCGUGCUAACUCUGAAAA